Misgurnus anguillicaudatus (oriental weatherfish) is the source of this 6217-nucleotide messenger RNA. It is a transcript of the gene itpkb, whose product is annotated as inositol-trisphosphate 3-kinase B. Gene Ontology annotation, molecular function: inositol hexakisphosphate kinase activity. Gene Ontology annotation, cellular component: cytoplasm; nucleus. NCBI's taxonomy places the organism in Eukaryota, Metazoa, Chordata, Actinopteri, Cypriniformes, Cobitidae. Gene Ontology annotation, biological process: inositol phosphate biosynthetic process; phosphatidylinositol phosphate biosynthetic process. The record is from RefSeq and is a predicted model, not a curated record.
GCUCAAUGUGCGAAGCAACACAGUGAGGCUCUGCCUGUUCCGUUCAAUUCAGUCUCACUGUCAUUUAACUUCCUUCCUGCCUUUUGUACAUUAAACAAACACACAGCUCUGACGCGACGUGUCGAACAGCGCCGAGCGACGGACUACAACGCUGCGCGAUGCAAAGUUACAAAGUAACAUUUAUUUAAAUAGACAAAAGAACUCGCGCAACGUAACCCGACAGCGCGCGAGCUGCAGUUAUUAUUCUGCUACGUUUCCAAAAGACGCGAACUGGGAAGAACAACGAGAAUAUAAACGAAAGAGUUUGCAACAAGGAUCCGAUCAAACCAAGAUCCUCAGAUGUUUGACAUCAGCGUGGUCGUGGCCGAGGCCUCGCAAUCGUUGCUGUUUGCAUGGUAAAAAGAUAAAGCAUCUCCGCUAAGGAGGACUCACCGGUGGAUAUUAUAUCUGAAUGAGCAAAGGAUCUGGGAUUGUAUUGGACCGUGCAUGCUGGCUUUCCUUCAGUCCCUCCUGAUGAUGGUUGGCUUUAAAGGCCAGUGGACUGUGGAUGAAAAGAACUAAAUGGGAGCACAAAAGGACAGAGCCGGACUGCCACUAUGGCAGCUUAUGCUCUGAACAGCCUGGUAAUGAUGAACCCCAACAAUCUGACCAAAAAUAGCAGUCCUCGUACAGGAAGGCCUGUUCUCCCGGUGCCCGCUCCCUCUGUACGUAGCCCAGUGCUGGGGGGCAACGGAGGCACCUACAGCCCAGGCAUCAUGAGCCCGGGGUCUCCGGGAAAAACCUUCGUCUACCCAACUGUUACCAGUCCUAGAAGUCCGAGGGCACUUUCUCCAUGUCGACCGCCUGAACUGCUGGGGGUGAACGUGGGCAGUCGUGUGCGCAGACUGAGCGGGUCGGAUCAAGAUAAAGAGCAGGAGAGCGAAGAGCGUCGUGCUGCUCAGCAGCAAGAGAGAGACAGCGAACUGAAGAACGUGGAAGUGAACAAAACAGUGGGCCUGUUUGAGGCGCACAUCUCGGCUCGAGCUCACAGCAGAGAGGUCCAGCGAAGUCCACGGAUUUCAAGGAGAUCUAGCCCAACUGUUUCCCCGACAGCUCAACUUGGCAGACUCUCCUUAAACGCAGAGGAAACACUUUUGGAUAACAAGGAACAAACGACGGGGAUCCCCAAAGAACUGCAAAAUGGAAAAGGAUUUUGUUGCCCGGAGGGGGGGCUGCAGGUCAGCAGCGGUGAGGAGAAGAACGGGGCCAACCCAAAUAGGGAAGAGGGCGGCCCACUUGAGAGCAGAUCAGCUGGAACUAAGAGGGAAGCUGACGGCCGUAACGACAGGACUUCACAAGAGCUUAACAGCAAUUUGACUGCCAGCGAUAACUCGGCAUCUUGGACCGAGACAUGUUUGACAAAGGCUGAGCGGACAGAAACCCAGGGAGAGCCGGACGGGGGCAGCCCAGAAGUGGGCGCCAUCCCCGCUGUCAUUAUCACGGACCACGGCAUGGAGGUCAGCGGGGACGGCACGGAACCCCAGGUCAGCCCUCAACCUUCCAGAGCUUUGAGGAAGCUCUCCUCUUCCUCCGCUUCUUCAACGGGUUUCUCGUCUUCCUGGGAGGAAUCGGAGGACGACAUCUCUAGCGACCCUGAACGGUCACCAGCCUUCUUACAGACUCAACAGAAAGCGCAUAAAUCAUGGAAGAAGAUCAAGAAUAUGGUUCACUGGUCGCCAUUUGUGAUGUCCUUCAAGAAGAAGUACCCAUGGAUCCAGCUGGCUGGUCAUGCAGGUAAUUUCAAGGCAGGUGCUAAUGGUCGUAUCCUGAAGAAACACUGUGCGUGUGAGCAGCAAUGUCUCGACAGGCUGAUGAAAGAUGUGCUGAAACCCUACGUCCCUGCAUAUUUUGGAGAUGUGGAGAAGGAGGGAGAGAAGUACAAUCAGAUGGAGGACUUACUGGUGGAUUUUGAUCUGCCCUGUGUCAUGGACUGCAAGAUGGGUGUCAGGACGUAUCUGGAGGAAGAGCUGACAAAAGCCAGGAAGAAGCCCAGCCUGAGAGCCGACAUGUAUCAGAAGAUGAUAGAGGUGGACCCUAAUGCUCCCACGCCUGAGGAACAUGAACAGAAAGCGGUCACUAAACCGCGCUAUAUGCAAUGGAGGGAAACCAUCAGCUCCACCGCUACGUUAGGGUUCCGUAUUGAGGGCAUCAAGAAAGAGGACGGCACAGUAAACAGGGACUUUAAAAAGACCAAGACCCGGGAACAAGUGACCGAAGCUUUCCAAGAUUUCGUCAAAGGCAACCAGAACAUCCUGAAUUCCUAUCUGGAACGGCUAAAGGAAAUCAAGGAAACUUUGGAGAUUUCACCAUUUUUCAGAACACAUGAGGUGAUUGGCAGUUCUCUCCUAUUCGUCCACGACAAACGGGAACAGGCGAAAAUAUGGAUGAUAGAUUUUGGGAAGACCACUCCGUUGCCGGAUGGGCAGGAGCUGUGCCACAGGGCGACCUGGGUGGAGGGUAACAGAGAAGACGGCUACCUCUACGGCCUGGACCACCUCAUAGACAUUGUUACCGACAUGCUAGCUCCUAAACCCGACUAGAGUUGGAUUUCAUCUUCUCUCCCUGCCCUCGGGCGGGUUGCCCGCACUACAGUUCGAGACCUCUCGGGUUACCCUAAAGCUGUCCUAACCGAUCCCCCAUCUCACCAAAAAGAAAACUGUAAAAAUUUUAAUGCCACGGUGGCCUUUAAUUUGUAUGUAUGUAAACUUGUAGAUGCUGUACAUAUGUAGUGUAAAAGCCAGUGUUUUUUAGUUCAAGAGGUGUGUGAAUAGAGUCUUUGCAGCUAGCGCUUUAACAAACAGGUGAAUUGUUACACUUCUCAUCCACUUUUUAUGCCAGGUCUUUUUGCUAGUGUUACGGAUUUAUGUCAAGCACUUACAGCUACACUUUAGUUUACAAAGGUUUACAUACACCUUGCAGAAUCUGUUUUUAUUAACGAGAGCAAUCACAAAAAAUUUACUUUGCUUUUGAUUUAGUACUGCUGUGAUAAAAGCUAUUUGUCAAUAUAUAAGCUAUAUAUACAUGACAGAUAUUUCCAGAGGACAAAGUAGUUACUGAACUGACAUAAAUUAUACAUACCUUCACAUACUAAUAUUGUCUGUUUGUAGCAUUUUGCGAUACCCGUGGUUUCCCAGCAUGCAAUGCAUGUUUAAGCUCUCUCCACAUUGACUUGAUGUUGAGAUUCAGCUUUGCCACUGCAGACAAUUGAAGGAGUUAAACACAACAAUACAAGCAGUAUGUAAACAAUAUAGUUAAACACAAUCUCAUGGCAAUUCGUAUGUAUUUUACGAGAUGGCUAAUGUGUAUUAAUUUUUGUAGUUAGAUAAAUUUGGAUAUCAUCAGCAUAGCAAAGGAAUUGAAGUCCAUGCUGCGCAGUAUGUCACCGAGUGGAUAAAUGUAUAUGAUAAACGGCAGUGGUCCAAGGACCGAACCGUGGGGAACACCCUGUGAAACUGGAGCUAUGUCAGAUUUAAACCCCUGUAUGGUGAUAUAAUACCUUCUGUCAGUAAUAUACGAGAUAAACCAGGACAGAGCUUACGCCUGUGACAUUGGGCUUAAGCUUAGAGUGUAGUUUUUUUUUUACAACAAAUGUACUCGAACGUACGCACACGGUCGAACGCAUCUUGAAGCGUUGUUUAUUCGUACGUGUACACAGACUCCUGGGCUACAUAUUACAUUCUCCUGUACGUCCAUGCAUGCGCAACCUACACACGUCUAAAAAAAAUAGUGGUGCAUGCGUACUAUUCUGAUAAUGGAAUUUGCAUCACACACUCUGUACGUUGACCCUCACGUAUGCAUAAAAAUGUGACUAUACCCAGCAGGCAUAUGACUGACCUUCAACGUUGAAAUUUGGCUAAAAUAAGGUCAGUUGUUUGUUCAACGUUGAAACAACGUUGAAACAAUGAUGAAUGGUAAACAGUUGCAAAAGGUUAAUAAAAUGCUUAAAAAUCAACAUUAAAAAAUGUCAGUUGGUGUUCAACGUUGAAUAAAUUUGCAAAAUCAAAAGGUAAUUCAACGUUGAUUCAACCUUGUCCUUGACGUUGAUUCAACAGUGAACCAACACUGAAAUGCCUGCUGGGUACUUGUAGCUUUAUGAGUGGGGUUUCAAUAUAAAUAUAUUUUUUUACAUAAUAAUAAAUUAGCCAACUCGAAAAAUCCGUACGAACUGCUGUGAGAUCAAGCUGGAUAGUUUAUGUAAUUUCUUUGUUAUUUUGUCUUGUGAAAUAUAUACUUUGAUAUCUGUUAUGUGGCUUUUGCAGGCAGUACUAAAACACAAAUUUUAUAACAUAUUACAGGUUUUGCAAGUGGUUUGUGAACUUAUGAGCACAGUUGAAGUUUUACAGGUUAUCUUAUAUGUUUUGGAAAUGUUGCACACGUGGCAGAAAAGAUUGCUCGAGUCUGUUUUGGUUUUUUAUUUCACACCUAGCCACCGUUUUUUGAAACAAAAAUCUAAAUUUUAUAACAAGUUUGAAAACUACUCAUUUGCACCACUAGAUUUUUAUUUAUAGAUAUUUAUAUUUGCAAGAUUUUAACAGGUUAACUUUAAAGUUAGUAGUGUUAGAAUUUUUAUUAGAUGCCUUUAGUAGAACAAAUACAAGUAUCCGUGCGGUGAAUGGUCUUACUCUAUGCUGUUAUGCUGAAUACAUUCUUCAUAUUAUUGACAUUCCAUCAUAUCGAAUGCUAAUGGUUAUCCAAGUGCCCAAAAACAAUCAAAUCAAUUUAAGUGCCAAGGUUUUUCUCAGGAAGUGUAUCCCAAAAAAAGCGAAAAAUCGACAUAAUAGGCUUGUUUGACUUCAUGCGGCGGCGCAAAAACUGACAGGCGGAUGACGUCAAAGCACCGCGAGAAUGAUUCGAAAAAUCAUGGAGAACGCUUAAUUUCGCGCUACUUUUACGUCAUCUGCCUGCCUUUUCAAGUUGGCAUGUGAUGUGUAGUUUGACAGCCUAAGAAUCUCUAAGGGCUGUGAAAUGUGGGUUGUAAACAUCACACAUCAGUCACCACGGUAACUUAUUUGGUUAAGAAAAGAGCUGUCGUAACACUUUUAUUUUUUAAAUACAGAUCGUAACCUUAACUUGCACAUCUGUUGACCAAAACACGUAAACCAUUCCACGCAGUUUCAAACAUUCCUGUUUUUACGACAAGCUUGAGAAAUAUAGUUAUUCCACUGACAAGUGCCUGAGGUGGCGAUGCCUUUGAAUGCUGACUCACCCCUCUUAAAAGAAGCAUCGUGUUUGAAGGGGUGAUUGUUGUUUGCAUGCCCAUUUGCCAUGCAAAUAUUCCAUCCCUACAUACCCCCAAACACUGAGAUAUGCGCCAAACAAAAUAUCGUCGGAGAUAAAAACUAAUGUGUUGGUCAGUAUGGAAACCAAGUCCUGACAGCAGAAUAAACGCAAUCGAUGAUUAAUCGUUGUUGAUGUAGCCCGGAGCGAGGAGGAACGCCUCGGACAUACGAUGCAGCACGUCAGCGACGCUGAUACUCCCAAACAGUAAAGAGGUCACUGAGAGGUCUUAAACCAAAUGUCACCAUAGGGUUCCUCAUUCUUGACCAAUCCUUUAUUGCAGAUAAGAGAUGUUGCUGUUGUCAGAUAAAUGACCUUUUUACGAUUAACUUACCAGAGGAACCGAGAAGACUAAGGUUACGUCAAAUCCUUUUCUCUAAGCCGUGUCCUCUAGCCAUAGUUCCCUAAACACUUUGUCCAUUUGACACAUUUAUAAUGAAAUUAAAUGCCUUUUUCAAAAUAUUACAAUUAAAAUAAGUCAAUUUUAAAUCAAUCUAAACCGAUUUAGGGCUAAAGUCACAUACUCAAGCCAAGACAUGAGACUAGGACUCCCCCUGCUGGUGUGGUGCUGUAUUAUAUAACCAACGAACAAAAUAAACUGACCAAGUUCAUUUUUUUUUACAUUUCAUGCCAUAUUUGUGUGAAGUCAACAUAUCGGGGAGCUCUAGUGGUGUCAUACGCAUACUUAUAUUUAUAUAUUGUUUUUGUUACAUUUUGCACAAGAACACUAAAUGUAGCUGCAUUGUUUUCUUUUCGUGUUUGUUUGGCUGUACCUCUCAUUCUUUUGGUGAUGUAGUGGUUCACUGUAAUGUAAGCUAAGCUCGUGUUGCCGUGUAAAAAUGUGCAAAUGUUUUCAGGGUAUGUUCUCCAUCUCUCUAGGAAAAUAAAUCUCUGAAACGAG